Manis pentadactyla (Chinese pangolin) is the source of this 1130-nucleotide messenger RNA. RefSeq names its product guanylate cyclase activator 1B (gene GUCA1B). The record is from RefSeq and is a predicted model, not a curated record. The coding region runs from base 239 to 844 and encodes 201 amino acids. NCBI's taxonomy places the organism in Eukaryota, Metazoa, Chordata, Mammalia, Pholidota, Manidae. Gene Ontology annotation, molecular function: calcium sensitive guanylate cyclase activator activity; calcium ion binding. Gene Ontology annotation, cellular component: photoreceptor inner segment; cone photoreceptor outer segment. Gene Ontology annotation, biological process: visual perception. The transcript has 4 exons.
GCCGGAGGUCAGACCUCCCAGGGGACUUUUCUAAUGCCCUUAGGGCACUUAGCUGGCCGGUCCCACCCCCCCUUGCCACCUGCCCUCGUGCUGCCCAUCAUGUUCAGUUGCCCAGGAGACCGUGAAGAGGCUGGCUAAGCAGACAGAAGGGAGGCAAAGGGCCUUAGCCUAAGGAGUCAGUCCGCAGACGCCUGGGAGGAGACACAGACCCUUGCUCCGUGACGUUCUGGGGGCCAGGAUGGGGCAGCAGUUCAGCUGGGAGGAGACCGAGGCAGCCGGUGAGAUGGACGUGGCAGAGCUGCAGGGGUGGUACAAGAAGUUCGUGGUGGAGUGCCCCAGCGGCACACUCUUCAUGCACGAGUUUAAGCGCUUCUUCAAGGUCACAGGCAACAGGGAAGCCACCCAGUAUGUAGAGGGCAUGUUCCGAGCCUUCGACAAAAACGGGGACAACACCAUCGACUUCCUGGAGUAUGUGGCAGCCCUGAACCUCGUGCUGAGGGGCACUCUGGAGCACAAGCUGAAAUGGACCUUCAAGAUCUAUGACAAGGACCGCAAUGGCUGCAUUGACCGCCUGGAGCUGCUUGACAUUGUGGAGGCCAUUUACAAGCUGAAGAAAGCCUGCAGGGUGGGGACAGAGGCCGAGCAGCAAGGCCAGCUGCUCACGCCUGAGGAGGUCGUGGACAGGAUCUUCCUUCUGGUGGAUGAGAACGGAGAUGGCCAGCUGUCUCUGAGUGAGUUCAUUGAAGGUGCCCGUCGUGACAAGUGGGUGAUGAAGAUGCUGCAGGUGGAUGUGAAUCCUGGUGGCUGGAUCUCUCAGCAGAGGCGGAAGAGUGCCUUGUUCUGAGGGCUCUGGGGCCCGGGGAGCCAGUGGGAGUCCACAGGCCUCUCCAAGACUCCAGGCAACCUGGCUCUGCCUGCUCAUGCCCACCCAUCCUGGCAGCCCAUGGGAGGGGGGAGGGGCUGUUGGUCUGAAGUGGCCAACAAGGCCCAGUCCACUGGGAAGAUUUCCUUGGGAGGUGAAGGAGACUGGCUCACUGUCCCCUGCAGCUGCUCUGGGAAAGCUAUGCCUUGGCUGAGUGGAUGUAGGCCUCCUACAAAUUCCUUCCUCAUGGCUGGAAGCAGGGGAAAAC